CUCGCGGGCACGGUGGCGGGCGCGGUCACGAAAUAUCAAACAUAUGACGUGUUUCCGAGUGUUCACGUACAAAACGCACGUGCGGUCUAAGUAGCGAGCAAACUAGCGACUGGCACGCGCGGCGCGCUCGCGGCAAUUUCAAACGCGUGAGACGUUUGUGUGUGUUCAUGUCAAACUGGCGGCGGCGCGCGCGAUUCACUCGCGACGUCAGGUAAGUUCAACCAGUUUGAUCUUGUCGCUAGAAACGAUAGCACGUAAUCAUGUCGUUCAAUACAGAAGAGUUUAUUAGUGCUGUUCAGGCUAGAACUCCUAUUUGGCAAAGUAAACACAGUCAUCAUAUGAACAGAAAUGUUCUCAAUAAGCUAUGGAAGGAAAUUGCUGGAUUGUUUCCUGAUAUGGAGGAAAAGGCUUUAAGGAAAAAAUGGAAGAACAUUCGGGACCAAUUUAUGAAAGAAUUUAAGAAAAUUCCAGUUUCUCGUUCUGGUGAUGCUGGAACAGAUCAAAACACGUCAAUGUGGCCAUAUUUUCAAAUGAUGCUGUUUAUAAAAGAUGACAUUACCCCAGAAAUAAAUGAAGGCAAUUUAGAUGAAACUACUGAUGAAAACUGCAAUAAUAAUGAUGAUGAUUAUGAGCGGUCCUCAACUCCCCAAUCCAUAGCUGGUGCAUCUUCAAGUACACAAUAUACGAGCACCAAACGUAAAUGUGCACAAGAUGUAAGACAGGAAUUUAUGGAAUUGGAGAAGAAAAAGUUGGAAUUAUUACAAAUUAAACUGUCACAAAGCAGCGAAAGACAAGAACAAGAUUGCGAAGAUCUGUUAUUUUUUAAAAGUUUGUUGCCGUACAUGAAAGACUUAUCUCCUAUGCAAAAACUACGUGUUAGAAACAAUAUAACACAAGUUAUUAUGGAUGAAAUGAAUAGUGGCAUGACUCAGUCCUACCAUGGAUACAAUACAUACGAUUAUAACACAACUAAUUAUGGAAAUUAAACUUUGUAUUAUUGAUAACGAUAAUGUAAAUUACUUAAAUAAAAUAAUAAAGAGGAGUUUGAAUUUGAAUGACUGCAAUAUGUACCCCGAUAAAAAUGAUAAUUUACUUACUAUGAAAAUUCUUUUUUUAAACUCACCU
Molecule: messenger RNA, 1125 nt
Organism: Plodia interpunctella (Indianmeal moth)
Lineage: Eukaryota; Metazoa; Arthropoda; Insecta; Lepidoptera; Pyralidae
Exons: 2
Coding region: 261-986 (241 amino acids)
Biological process (GO): regulation of transcription by RNA polymerase II
Cellular component (GO): transcription regulator complex; nucleus
Molecular function (GO): DNA binding
Source: RefSeq, a predicted model, not a curated record